CGCUUCGAGCCUACUCUGGAGGCCCCCAAUCGUGUUCCACCCGAGCGCCUCUGCUUGCACUUUAACUCCCACUUCCGAUUGCUCGGGUGCCGCCCCAGCUCCUGCUGUGUGACCCCAUCACCGGCCACCAGCACUGCAUAGCCAUUCCACCUGGAUUUGAUCGGAUCAAGUCCUUGAUCAAUGGGGCGGUGCUCCGCUCUGCUGCCGGCGAGGUCCACUUCCAGUUCCAGGUCGCCUUGGUAGUGGCAAACGACAACAACAACAAGGUGCUCGCUUGCGUUUACUCGUCAGAGACCGGGGUGUGGGGUAAUCUCAUCUCCACAUCGAUUCCAUCCUGGAACUUCUUUCGUCCCAUGGUUUCUUCGCAGCCUGCGGUACUGGUUGGGGAUUCCCUUUACUGGAUACUUAAAGGUGGUUCGGAAUGUAUCCUUGAGUUCGAUUUGCAGAGUGAGAGCCUAGCCUUUGUACAGAUGCCAGUGGAUAGGAUUAAUGUCCCCUGCUAUACACCGAUGCGGGCAGAUGAUGGUGAGCUGGGUUUACUCUCCGUGACUGGCACCACCGCCCAAUUAUGGAAGAGGAAGGCCGGUUGUGAUGGUGCUACACCAUGGUGGGUGGGAAGAACUAUUGAGCUGGACAAGCUACUUUCUCUGGAUUCAGGGGAGUCUACAUGGAUACAAGGGUUCGCUGAGGACAAGAAUUUGGUGUUCCUGUGUGCUGGCAGCAGCAACUUCACGGUCCAACUCGAAUCUUUGCAGUUGAAGAAACUUUCCAACCCCAGAAUGGAUCGCUAUCAUCCAUUUGGAAGUGUCUAUGCUGCAGGGAAAUACAGCCCUUUUUUCACUCGUGGGGAGGCUGCAAGGCAACAAGCUUGGGACAUGCAGAAUAACCAAGAGGACACAAACUGCAGCAAGUAGUUCAAAGGCAGAGGAGGAAAGAUACAUUCAUGCCAAUCUCAGAGAAACAAGCCAAGGAAAAUAGGUGCAUCUUCCAAUCAGACCAGGCUAGGCUUGAAGAAACCUACAAGGGUUAGCAUGUUUGAUGAAUUUAGGUGAGCAGAAAUCUCUAGUCGUCAGAAAUGGGGAUCUUCAUGACUUUUGUGUUUCUACUUACUGUAUGAUAAGAUGCAAAGCUUGUAAUGGCUAUGUUUUGUUUAUGAUCAUUGUGCUGAUCAUAAGACUAGUAAAUUUGUGAACCUAGUAUGUACUGUUCAGGUUCAGAACUUAUGCUCUCGUACUACAUGUUCACUUCAUA
Aegilops tauschii subsp. strangulata is the source of this 1251-nucleotide messenger RNA. RefSeq lists its product as uncharacterized. Lineage: Eukaryota; Viridiplantae; Streptophyta; Magnoliopsida; Poales; Poaceae. The record is from RefSeq and is a predicted model, not a curated record.